AUGGUAUUCUUCCAAUUCAUCCUCACCCUCUUUGGAAGCUUUCGGAAACAUUGUUCAAGCAAAUGGCUCACCUUCCUCCUCUGGUCUGCUUUUCAGUUGGCUGAUGUUGCAGCCACCGCUUGCCUUGGAAUAUUAACCAGCUUUCCUGGUGAUGAACUGAACAAGAUCGCCCCAAUUUGGUCUUCUUUCCUUCUAUUGCAUCUUGGAGGCCCUGAUACCAUCGGGGCCAUCUCUUUAGUAGACAAUGAACUCUACUUUAGACACUCCAUUCAGCUCCUCUACCGAGUUGGAGUUGCUGUCUACAUCGAUGUCAAAAUAUUCCUCGUCAGAGCUGUAAAUUUUGGAGGCUCCAUCUCCUCGUUUGCCGAGAGGACAUGGGCUUUUCACCCAGCAAACAUGGGUAAUCUUAGAGAUUCCAUGCUUCCUCCUCCUAAUUCAGGGCAAAUUCCAUUAGUCCCUGAUGAUGACGAUGAUCAUCCCCACUUCAUUCACAUGGAUGAAUAUGCUUUCGGGAUUGUGGUGGCAACAGAAGUGGCUCCUGCACCGACACCGAAUGAUAGGUCAUUAUUGAAAGAGCAAUUAGAUUUUGAUAAGGCAAUAUUACUACGAGCCUACCAAUAUUUCUGCAGUUUCAAGUGCCUCUUUGUGGAUCUCGUGGUCCCCUACUCUAAUAAUAUUAUCAACACCCAUAGAUUCUUCUUACAAUACCCUUGUGAAGUUGCCUUCCAACUCAUUGAUGUGGAGCUUAGGUUGAUGUACGAUAUGCUCUUCACCAAAGCCGUUGUUGUUCGUACUUCUCUAGCCUGCAAUUUACGAUUCCUUCGAUAUUGUGCCAUUCUCUAUGCCUUAACAGUGUUCAUUCGGAGUGGCGAGGUAUCCUAUUCCAUAGAAGCAGUUAUUUUCUUUACUUGGGCACUUGUUCAAGAAAAGUACGAAAUCAUUCAAAUGCUUCUAUCGGAAUGGACUGUCGUCUGGCUGCAUAAGCACAACUUCAAAAGGCUUUCGACGAUAAUUUUGAAACUCAUCCACUGCAUCAGCACACAGAUCAAUUGA
Molecule: messenger RNA, 1053 nt
Organism: Macadamia integrifolia
Lineage: Eukaryota; Viridiplantae; Streptophyta; Magnoliopsida; Proteales; Proteaceae
Exons: 1
Coding region: 1-1053 (350 amino acids)
Source: RefSeq, a predicted model, not a curated record